Messenger RNA from Oryzias latipes (Japanese medaka), 2305 nucleotides. RefSeq names its product tripartite motif-containing protein 16-like. The record is from RefSeq and is a predicted model, not a curated record. Gene Ontology annotation, molecular function: zinc ion binding; protein binding. NCBI's taxonomy places the organism in Eukaryota, Metazoa, Chordata, Actinopteri, Beloniformes, Adrianichthyidae.
UCAGAGUCAAACUGGUUUCUGAGGAAGUGAAACUCUCACAGUCUUUGUGUCUGAGAGGAGAAAUGGCGCAGAAAGGAGUUGAUCUGGAUCAAGAAACCUUCUGCUGUUCCAUCUGUCUGGAUCUGCUGAAGGAUCCGGUGACUAUUCCCUGUGGACACAGCUACUGCAUGAAGUGUAUUCAAGGAUUCUGGGAUGCAGAGGAGAAAAUUCCCAGCUGUCCUCAGUGCAGGAAGACCUUCAUACCGAGACCUGUUCUGGUGAAAAACUUCAUGUUUGCUGCUUUAGUGGAUCAACUGAAGAAGACUGGACUCCAAGCUGCUCCUGCUGAUCUCUGCUAUGCUGGACCUGAAGAUGUGGUCUGUGAUGUCUGCACUGGAAGAAAACGGAAAGCCGUCAAGUCCUGUUUGAUCUGUCUGGCCUCUUACUGUGAGAAACACCUUCAGUCUCAUUUGGAUGCAGCUGCAUUCAAGAAACACAAGCUGGUGGAACCCUCCAAGAACCUGCAGGAGAACAUCUGCUCCCGUCAUGAUGAGGUGAUGAAGAUGUUCUGUCGCACUGAUCAGAAGUGUAUCUGUUAUCUCUGCUCUGUGGAUGAACAUAGAGGCCACGACACAGUCUCAGCUGCAGCAGAAAGGACUGAGAGGCAGAGAGAGCUGGAGGAGAGUCAACAACAAAUCCAGCAGAGAAUCCAGGACAGAGAGAAGGAGGUGAAGCUGCUUCAACAGGAGGUGGAGGCCAUCAAUCACUCUGCUGAUCAAACAGUGAAGGACAGUGAGAAGAUCUUCACUGAGAUGAUCCGUCUCAUCCAGAAAAGAAGCUGUGAUGUGAAGCAGCAGAUCAGAUCCCAGCAGCAAACUGAAGUGAGUCGAGUCAAAGAUCUUCAGGAGGAGCUGGAGCAGGAGAUCACUGAGCUGAAGAGGAGAGACGCUGAGCUGAAGCAGCUCUCACUCACAGAGGAUCACAAUCAGUUUCUGCUCAACUACCCCUCACUGCCACCACUCAGUGAGUCCACACACUCAUCCAGCAUCAAUGUCCGUCCUCUGAGAUACUUUGAGGAUGUGACAGCAGCUGUGUCAGAGCUCAGAGACAAACUGCAGGACAUGAGAGAGGAAUGGACAAACAUCUCACUGACAGUCACUCAUGUGGAUGUUUUACUGCCAGAACCAGAACCAAAGAGCAGAGCUGACUUCUUCAAAUAUUCAUGUCAAAUCACACUGGAUCCAAACACAGCACACAGACAACUGUUACUGUCAGAGGAGAACAGAAAGGUGACAGUGAUGAAAAAACCUCAGUCUGAUUCUAAUCAUCCAGACAGAUUUACUGAUUAUCUUCAGGUUCUGAGUAGAGAGAGUCUGACUGGACGUUGUUACUGGGAGGUGGAGUGGAGAGGUUUUUCUGUUCGUGUAGCAGUCGCAUACAAGAACAUCAGCAGAUCUGGAGAUGAAAGUGGAUUGGGUUUAAAUGCCAAAUCUUGGUCAUUAGUUUGUUUUCCAGAUAGUUUCUCAUUUCACCACAACAACAUAAAAACCUCCAUCUCAGCUCCUGUUUCCUCCAGAGUAGGAGUGUACCUGGAUCACAGAGCAGGUGUUCUGUCCUUCUACAGCGUCUCUGAAAGCAUGACUCUCCUCCACAGAGUCCAGACCACAUUCACUCAGACGCUACAUGCUGGACUGAGGUGGGAUUAUGUUGGAGCCACAGCAGAGUUCUGUAAACUCAAAUAGUUCCUGAAAGAAGUGAAAUGUUUUGUUUUUAGUGAUUUCUCUGCUUUGGAUCAUUUUGAACUGAACGUUUUAACUGUUAAUAUUCUGUGGAGUAAUGUUUGUAGUCAGAAAUAAAGAGAGAAAUGAAAAAUCUCUAGAAUGUGGAUUUGAGACAUUUUUGAACAUGAAUCUCAAACUUUUUGGAGUAAAAUCUUUUUUCUUGUUGUUUCUUUGAACUUUGGGAUUUGACUGUUUGAAUUCAAAUUUCACACAAAUGUUUUGUUCAUGUUUUUGUGUUGUUGUCAUGUGAACUGAAGGAAGCUGCAACACAAAUGGAAUCAGUGACGUCACAAUCAAAGUCUCAUUCUAAAGAUAACCGUGAAGUCUCUGUCAAGUCUCUGUUUGUUCUACACAGAAACGACAAGAGAAGAAAAUGAUGGAGAAGAUUGUGUUUGUAGAAAGAAGAACAUUUACAACUUUGUUUUCUUUCUUUUUGCUUCAUUUCAACUUUGGAUUGAAAAUUUGUGUUUUCAUUUCUUUGUUCUUCAGAGAAAAGUUGUUUCUGAUCAUUUGACAAUAAAAACAUCCUGAUUCUUUUGUCUUCA